Anneissia japonica is the source of this 2673-nucleotide messenger RNA. RefSeq names its product patched domain-containing protein 3-like. The record is from RefSeq and is a predicted model, not a curated record. NCBI's taxonomy places the organism in Eukaryota, Metazoa, Echinodermata, Crinoidea, Comatulida, Comatulidae. The transcript is spliced from 3 exons. The annotation marks the transcript as partial. Gene Ontology annotation, cellular component: membrane.
ACGGCUAAACUAACACUAACACACAAGCUACUUUACUCGUUAUUCAUUCUAAUUUAACCGGUCGGUAUACUGUAACGGUACUAAGAUUGUGACUUUUUGUUUUAUUUAUGAAAUUGUUUUAAGCUUUGUUUUAAGUAUAAAGUUUGUUUUAAGUAUGAAGUUUCUGUAUAUAAGCACACAAUUGACGGCCAACCGGGUUGAUCUGACCGAUCCUUGACUGAACUAUGAAGCGCCCUCGGUUAGAUUUCAUUGAGGAAGGUCUCACCAAGUUGUAUGCAAAGUAUGGACGUAUUAUCGCCCGCUGUCCAUUGCCAUUUCUUAUCAUCCCUGUACUGACUGCUAUCGGACUAGGAUACGGCUUGAAAUACCUAGAAAGUGUAUCCAGUGUCGAGUACCUUUAUACACCACUAGACGGUCAGGGUAAAAUUGAUCGUGAUACAGUUGAAUCUUUGUUCACAUUAGAAGAUGUUGACGCUGCGUCCGUUACGCGACUGUCACGUACCAUUUUGUAUUCUUGGGCUAUUAUUACGACGAAGGAUAUCAACGGCAAUGCCCUCUCCACUGAUAUUUUUAGAGAAAUUCUUAAAUUGGAUGAAAAAUUGAAAAAUAUAACGAUCGUAAGAAAUGGGAUUGUGUACGGUUGGAAUGACGUCUGUCUGGCUGUUAAUGGAGAGUGUCUUCCUCUGUUAGUACUCGCAGCAUUUAGAGAUGAUGUGGACAAUCUUGAUAAUUUACAAAUAACAUACCCAGUAUACACAGAUGGCACCGGAAACCAGUAUUUCCUUGGAACUGAUGUUGGCGGCGUUACUUUAAAAUCGGGCUCUGAUGUUUUACUCGAGCGUGCGUUUGCGGUGAAGUUAAAUUAUUAUCUUUCCAUUGAUAGGCGUGUUAGACAAGCAACGAAUCUUUGGAGCAGCGCCUUCCUCAAUUUCCUUCUGGACUACGAAUCAGAUUUGAUUGAUGUGCGCGUUUACACGACACGGUCAUUGGAAACUGAAUUGAGCAAAGUUGUAGAUCAAAUUGUACCAAUUUUCGCAGUAGGGGGGUCGCUUCUGAUAGCCUAUGCAAUCUUGUCAAGUAACAAACGUGACUGGGUACAAAACAAGCCGUUUCUGUGUCUCAGUGGCGUUAUAUCCGCUUUACUUGCAAUAUUAUCUUCAUUCGGCCUUCUUAGCUACUGUGGAUUUGAAUUCACCGAGGUGGUGGCAUGUUUACCAGUUCUCAUUCUGAGUAUUGGCGUCGAUGACAUGUUUAUUAUGUUGGCUGCUUGGAGAAAUACAGACAUUCGCCAAUCUGUCGAGAACAGGAUGUCUAGAGCCUUUAGCGAAGCCGCGUUGUCCAUCACCAUUACGAGCAUCACAGACGGAGUUGCUUUCGCUGUAGGUGCCUUCUCCACAUUUCCAUCUGUCCGGAUAUUUUGCACGUAUGCCGCUGCCGCCGUGACCGCAGACUUUAUCUUUCAGAUUACAUUUUUCGCGGCAGCUAUGGCAUUGUUCGGUUACCGUGAAUCUAGCAAUCGCCACUGCCUGACUUGUUUCAAAGUGAAGCCCAACGACGAAGCACCGAAUUUGGCCUACAGAGUGAUGUGCGCCGGUGGGCCGUCACAGUUAACAACCAUGACAUCUGAACUCGCCCCCAGCUCGCUUAUGCGGUUUUUCAAAAGCGUGUUUGGACCGAUAGUCUUACAUAACGUUUCAAAAGUCAUUAUACUAAUUUCUUAUGGAGUAUAUCUGGGAUUUGGUAUCUGGGGUGUGUUAAAUGUAGAUGAGGGUCUGACCCUCUCAAGUUUAGCUGCUGAUGACUCAUAUGUGAACGAUUUCUAUGAAUAUGAAUACAGAUAUUUUCGCGAGUACGGCCCGAGUAUAAUGUUGACCAUUACCGAAACGGUCGACUAUUCUGACGUUUCCGUUCAAGAAAGCAUUGAAAAACUUGUAUCAGACUACGAAGCGCUCAACGUCAUCCACUCUUCAACAUUCACUGAAUCAUGGCUUCGUUUAUACCUGCAAUAUCUGGCAGCUGCAAACAUUACUUAUAGCAGUAAUGAGGAAUUUGUCGCGAUAUUACGACAACAGUUCUUACAGCUCAACGCGUAUGCUCAUUACGCGCAGGACAUUGUCUUCGCCGACGAUAUUUCGACAGAAAUAAUUGCAUCACGGUUCAUUUUAAUGUCCAAAGAUAUCAGCAGCACGUACAAAGAACAAGAAUUGUUAGUUCAAACUCGUGAUCUCUUGGAUAGUUCACCUUAUGAAACAUUGGUAUAUAAUCCUCUUUUUGUCUUCUUCGACCAGUAUACUGUCAUUUUACCGGCCACUUUGCAGAACCUAGGAAUAGCUCUUGCGGCCAUGUUGAUAGUAUCUAUUCUCCUUAUUCCAAGUCUGAGCUGCAGUAUUUGGGUUGUAGCUGCGAUCGCUUCCAUUGAGGUUGGCGUUAUUGGUUACAUGACGUUUUGGGGCGUGCGUCUGGAUUCCAUUUCCAUGAUCGUCAUCAUUCUGUGCAUCGGAUUUAGUGUCGAUUUCUCCGCACAUAUUACUUACUCGUACACAAUAGCCCCUGGAAAAACCAAGAAAAUGCGAAUGAAUAACGCGUUAUUUUUACUCGGUAUGCCCAUGCUACAAGGCGCCGUUUCAACGAUCCUGGGCGUGCUUGCGUUGGCUUUCUCUCCGUACUACAUCU